Colias croceus (clouded yellow) is the source of this 1698-nucleotide messenger RNA. RefSeq names its product neuroligin 4-like (gene ae13). The transcript is spliced from 3 exons. Bases 69 to 1655 code for a protein of 528 amino acids. NCBI's taxonomy places the organism in Eukaryota, Metazoa, Arthropoda, Insecta, Lepidoptera, Pieridae. The record is from RefSeq and is a predicted model, not a curated record.
UAAAAAUUCAGAGGCAUUAUAUAAUAUAUUCAUGAUCUUAUAGGUAACUACAUACUGAUUAAAACAAAAUGACCUUCAUCAAUGAACAAACGACUGUAGUAAAUAUUUUACAAGGCACUCUACAAGGCGGAAUAGCAAGAACAGAUAAUGGUGUACAAUACUUGGAAUUUCUUGAUAUACCGUACGCAAAACCACCAAUCGGAGAAUUAAGAUUUAAGAAUCCUGAGCCACCACAACAUUGGGAUGGCGUAAGAGAUGCCACCAAAAUAGAUUUGAAUCACAUAUCGUGUCAAUAUUUUAAUAAAGUUGUACAAGGUUCUGAAGAUUGCCUUUACCUUAAUGUAUACGUACCAAAACUACCUCCAGGACAAGAUACAUUAUUGCCUGUCAUGGUGCACAUACAUGGUGGAGGCUUCCUUGAUGGUAAUGGUACCAAUAAAUACGACUUAGGACUAGACUUCUUCAUAGAAAAAAAUGUUGUAGUUGUAUCAAUUAAUUAUAGACUGGGCAUACUAGGUUUUCUGUGUUUAGAUAUUCCAGAAGUUCCUGGUAAUAUGGGAUUAAAAGACCAAAUUCUAGCUCUGAAAUGGAUACAAGAUAAUAUAGAAAAUUUUGGCGGAAACAAAAACAAUGUAACCCUUUUUGGAGUAAGUGCUGGAGCAGCAUUAAUUGAUUAUUUAUUAUUAGCUCCAACAGCACAAGGUCUAUUUCAUAAAGCUAUUAUUCAAUCGGGGAGUAGCCUAAAUCAUUGGACUUUUAACCAUAAUAUGAAAGAUCUCGUGAAAGAAAUUCUGCACGAUUUAAACUAUUCUGGGACAAAUAAAGAUAAAUAUGCUAUUUAUAAGUAUUUACGAAAUGUACCUUUUGAUAUAUUGACAAAGAAAACGAAAAAAAUAGUCAGAGGUUUUAGUUCAACGAGGCUCUAUUUUGGUUUCGUACCGACGGUUGAAAAAGAUUUUGGUGAUGGACAAUCAAUAAUUACUAAAAAACCAUACAAAUUAUUUAAAGAAGGCAGAUAUCACAAAAUACCUGUUGUAAAAGGAUUUUGUGAUAGGGAAGGAUAUUUGACUUUAGGUUGCAAAGAUAUUUUAGAGCCCAAAACAUUUUUUGACUUGUGGUCUUGUCAACUACUGGGCAAAGACAUAAUGAAACAUAGUGCAGAAUUACGUGACAUGUACUUAGGAACUGCGAAAACUGAGGGCUAUGAUAAAUACGCUGUCGAGUUUUUCAGCGAUUUCGAUGUUGUAUCAGGAGUCUGGUUGCAAGGGAUUAUCUUGGCAAAUCACAAUGUCCCCGUAUACAUGUAUGAGUUUUCCUACGAUGGCAAUUUAAACUUUGUAAAGUAUUUACAUAAGAUCGAAAAGGAGGGAGCAGCUCAUGCGGAUGACAUGGGAUAUAUGUUUAAAUUUCCUUGUACGCGAGAACCGACUCAAGAGGACAUCGAAAUGAGAAACACUUUGACUACUCUUUGGACAAAUUUCGCAAAAACUGGCAAUCCUACACCUGACAACGAUCUCUCCAUUCAAUGGCCGAAAUUUACCCCUGAUUCACAAGUAUACCUAAACAUUAAUUCUAAUCUCAGUAUAAAAUCAAACUAUGAACCAAAGAGAAUGGCUGUUUUCAAAAAAAUAUAUGAAAAGAAAUUGUACUUAUAAAAUACCUAGUACAUAUAUAGAUUAUAUUAUGAUAUUAAAAUGU